AAUAGAAGCCCAGCCUCUCAGUCACAUUCCAUACCCUCGAAUUCCAGCAGGGAGGGUAGGAUAUUGAGGCCUUCAUGCAUUCAGGAUCCACGCAAUGGGGUAAUAGGAUCCUGAACACUCUUUUCUGCCAGUGAAUGUGAAACGAAGAUCCAGGAAUCUCUACAUCUACAAGAAUAAGAAGGAAAUUUGAGCAGCUUAAGAGUGGUGAAAGACAGCAUUUUCCUACCUGUAUCAAGAACCCCAGCCUCACCAGCAGAGAAGCCCCUCACAAAAGUCAUCUGGAUUUACUAUCAGCAGUGUUGUGAGCUUACUCAGAAGAACAACUUUUGGCAGAAAGUAUUCUAGAGUUUUCUUCAAAGGUCAAGCCAUACAAGGAAGAACUGUAGAAGUUGUGUAUUUUGUAUUUAAAACUGUGGUCCGAAACAACUGUAUUAUUUCCUCAAGAGGAAAAAAAAUCCUUGGAAAUUAAAGAGAAGACAGAAUAAUUUCAAAUGGUUACUUCUUCCUCAAUCUCACCUGUACCUCAAUCUUGAGUCCCUUAUAGUUUUGGGGAAUUAACAGCAAAGUUACAAGUACUACUGCAUAGUAUUUUAUUUAGGUGCCAACUGUUUAUGGCAUCUAGUCUCUAACAGUUGCUAAAUCAUUUUCAUAAGAAAACUGCUUAAAGAAAGCCUUCUAUAUCAGUACAACAUGGUGCCAUUUGAAUAUUAUGAUCAAUACUUUCUACCAUUAAAUCACUCUUACCACCUGGCCAAAACCAAUUCAUUAACACAUCAACACAAUGCUAAAAAAUUAAAUCAACUCAGUAACCAACCUGUGUCCAAAGUGCAAUCCUAUAGAAAUAGUCUUGCAACAUCUUCUUUAAACUAUAACCAAGCAGUCCAGAGCUGUUCAGGAUUGCCUUCUCCUAAGUCUCAAGGAAAAAUUUCACAGGGCCUCAAUAACAGGGCUACAAAAUCAAGGUUAUCCCUCUCUAAAUGUUCAGUCAAUCCUACACAAUACCCCUGGAGAAAUUCAUUGCAUCCUACUGAGAAAGCCUUGAACUCAAACUUAGCACACUGUAAACCACAGACAACAUCUUCAUCUGACCUUAACAAGACAUCAUCAUCAUUGGAGCCAAGUCAGACAAGCCUGAGCUCGCAAUUACCCCUCCCCAAAUUUCAGACUACAUCUUCAAACCUAGACUUUCACUGGACGUCACCUUUACUACAGUCUAAACAAAAAGUUUCUCAUUCAUUAUCUCAUCUUCAGCACCAAGAAACACCUCUGCUAAAUAUCAUGUGGGCGUCUUCUUUGAGACCCAGUCUGAAAGCAAAUACAUCAUUAGUUCAACCCAAACCUCAGAAAACAUCUCCACUGGAUUGUUUUUGGACAUCAUUAUUGGUUCACAAUCAAAGAUCUUUGAGCUCACCAUCACUUGAUACCAAACCUCAAACAAACAACCUUCUUCAGACAUCUCAUUCAUUUGAGUUCAUUCCUAUGGCUUUAAAUUCACCAGUGGAGGAAUCUAGACCUCCAAAAGAGCCUAUAUUGCUCUCUAACCCCAGCAUUCUGAGUUUACCAUAUUCUCAUGUAAAAUCGAGGAAAUCACCUUUAUUGCACUCUGCCCACAGAUCUCAGAGUUUAUCAGUGUUCAAGCCCAAAUCUCAGGCAGUGCUUACACUUGUUCCUGACUUCCAGACCCUCAGCUCACCCCUCUGUCACUCCAAGUUUCAGAAAACCACUUCACCAAAUGACGAAGACAGAGCCACAGAACUGCUACCAUCUCAUCUUCAACCAAAUGCUCCAGUCGAGGCAUUAUCAAGCACCAAACACUGCAUCAAGAGGACAGCUGCUUCUACAUGGGACUCCAGACUCCAGAGUAAGAGCAGUUUUGAUUUUAGUGCAAGGACAGAAUCCGAUAAAGCAAUUCCAUGGAUUUUGGAUUAUGGUCACCCCUGCAUUGUGAGAGGUGGAAAUAUCCCCGACCAUGUUGUAACCAAAAUCAUCAAUUCUCUCUCCAAGACCAGAAUCCAACAGGAUCUCUCUAGACAGAUUCUCUUUCGAAGAAUGAGGGGAAGGCCAAAUCCUCGUCCUGGUCCUCGCCUUUCAUCAGCUUACACAGUUUGUUUAUCUUGUGCUUCCUGCAUAAAAUCUCCAUGUAACCAUCUCAGAGGAAAGAAAGAUCCUCGUUGUGGAACACUGUUUGUCAUACCAACACCUGAGGCCAAUUCUGAGGGGAAAAUAGAGGUGAAAUUACUUCUUGUCCUUACUCUACCAGAGACUUCCUUCUCCCCCACACCCCUCUUUGUGAAAGGACACCAGCUUGAAGAUGUUCCCAAUGACAACCUGGAAGAAAUGGAGAGGAUAUCACAGUUUUUCCCUACAUCUGGAUCUGGUACCUUCCAAGUGCUCAGAAUGAAGAAAACAGGGUUGGCAACAUCCACUGAAAACAGAGUUAUGAGCAACUAUGGAUCCUCAUCCAAUGCAGAUGGUCAUCGUGGUCUGUCUCCCCUCUGAUCCUGCAGACCUACGUAAUAAAUCCCCU
Cavia porcellus (domestic guinea pig) is the source of this 2527-nucleotide messenger RNA. RefSeq names its product casein kinase 2 subunit alpha' interacting protein (gene Csnk2a2ip). Lineage: Eukaryota; Metazoa; Chordata; Mammalia; Rodentia; Caviidae. The transcript is spliced from 5 exons. The record is from RefSeq and is a predicted model, not a curated record. Bases 691 to 2499 code for a protein of 602 amino acids.